Messenger RNA from Lindgomyces ingoldianus, 5444 nucleotides. RefSeq names its product TPR-like protein. The record is from RefSeq and is a predicted model, not a curated record. Lineage: Eukaryota; Fungi; Ascomycota; Dothideomycetes; Pleosporales; Lindgomycetaceae. Gene Ontology annotation, molecular function: ADP binding; protein binding. Bases 1 to 5307 code for a protein of 1768 amino acids. The transcript is spliced from 4 exons.
AUGUACGUAAAGUACGUCGCUCGCAAUUCGGCCGUAUUCACCACUAGAGGUUACGAAGACUACGUCUCGCGGACUGGUGGGAACGCUGAAUGGGAAGAAGAGGGCAAAUUCAGCAUUGUAGCCAAAACAAAGAAUUCGAGCCGAUGGAACAGCUUGCACCAGGAGAUCUUUCAGCUAGAUCCGUGGAUGAAGACGAUACUACGUUGCGGCUUAGGUUGGGGUGAGGAAUCCAUUUUUCGUAACGCCGCAGCAGAAGGGAGUGUGCGACAACCCCAAGUAGCCAUGUCUGACCAUGCACCGGUGCUCACUACGGGCGCAAAGGUUUUCGCCGCCAUUUGUGACAACCGCGGGGUCGUGCCCGGCGAUGCAUCAGCGCAUGCACACAUAUUCGCAAGACCAGAGACCCGACCGAGCCCUUCUUGCACCAUCCCCUUUCGCCGCGAUCCAGACUUCGUCAACCGUGGGACGCUGCUCGAUCAGAUACGCGAGAGAUGCUCCGUGCCAGCAUCGCGUGUAGCGCUGGUGGGCCUAGGCGGCGUGGGGAAGUCGCAGCUCGCCAUCGAACACUGCUAUCGCACCGCGGAGGCAUCACCAGACACAUGGGUGUUCUGGGUGCAUGCCAGCAACGCGGCGCGCGUCGAGCAAAGCUUCCGAGAUAUCGCGGAUAGAGUCAAAUUGGCUGGCCGGAACGACCCACAAGCGGAUGUGUUCAAGCUGGUUCAUAACUGGUUCCGCAACGAGGGGAACAGAAAGUGGCUGGUAGUCGUCGACAGUGCUGACGACGCAGAUGUUCUUUCUCGACCCUUGAACAGGCACCAGAGUACCCAGACCACUGAGGACGGCGCUCCUCGGUGGCACCUGUCGAAGUAUUUGCCUUCCAGCAGGUACGGCUCCGUUCUGGUGACGUCCCGGACAAGAGCCGUAGCGGAGAAGCUGGUGGAGAGCAGUGAUAUCAUACGGAUUGAGCCGAUGCACGAUGCGAGCGCGCAGGAGCUUCUUCACAGGAAGCUAAAAGAGGAGAUAGACAAGGACGGUAUUGUCGAGCUGGUGGCGGCGCUCGAGUUCAUGCCACUCGCUCUUGUCCAGGCGUCGGCAUAUAUCCAUCAGCAAGCUCCGAAAUGGUCAUUGCGACAGUAUUUGGACGAGUUCCGUAAGAGCGAUAUAAGAAAUACGACCCUGCUGGACCAGGGAGCAGGGCAUCUCCGGAGAGACGAAAAAGCCGAGAAUUCCAUUAUGACAACAUGGCAGAUAUCGUUUGACUACAUACGCAACACAAGACAAUCAGCGGCUGAUCUACUGUCGCUUAUGAGCUUCUUCAACAGACAAGGCAUCCACAAAGCAUUACUUGGCCGCCAGGGCUACACAGGAAAUAGGUGUGAUGAAAAUAAUAAUAAUAAAGAAGGGGAUGACACGGAUGACAACGCCCGAGAAGCAAGAGUCAAGAAUAGGUUGGAAGAUGAUAUUCUUCUGCUAAGAGACUACUCUUUGAUCUCUAUAACUAGAGAUACAGACACGGUUGACAUGCACAGGUUAGUGCAGCUAGCUACCCAGAAAUGGCUAAAGGGCCAGGGGAAAACCGAGCGGUGGAAGGAGACGUUUAUGACGAAUCUUAGCAGGGCAUGUCCGACAGGGGAGUAUAAAAACUGGGAGAGAUGCCGAGCGCUUUUACCGCAUGCAGAGAGGCACCCAGACACGUUGGCCAGAAUGGUAAACAUGACGUCAACGUACUUGAAUCAGGGGCGGUGGAAUGAACCCAACCAGCUGGAAAUGCAAGUAGUAAAGGCGAGUGCGAAGAAGCUCGGCAAGAGGCAUCCUGACACGCUAACUAGUAUGGUGAGCCUGGCGUCAACAUUCAGGAAUCAAGGGAGGUGGAAGGAGGCAGAGCAGCUGGAAGUGCAAGUGAUGGAGGUGAAAGAGAAGGAGCUUGGCGAGAGGCAUCCUGACACGCUGACCAGCAUGGCAAACCUGGCGUCAACGUACAGGAAUCAGGGGAGGUGGAAGGAGGCUGAGCGGCUAGAAGUGCAAGUGAUGGAGACAAGAAAGAAGGAGUUUGGCGAGAGGCACCCUGACACGCUGACCAGUAUGGCGAACCUGGCGUCAACGUACAGGAAUCAGGGGAGGUGGAGCGAGGCCGAGCAACUGGAGGUGCAAGUGAUGGAAGCGAGAAAGAACGAGCUUGGCGAGAGACAUCCCUCUACACUAGCUAGUAUGGCGAACCUGGCGUCAACGUACAGGAAUCAGGGGAGGUGGGGUGAGGCCGAGCAACUGGAGGUGAAAGUGAUGGAGGCGAGAAAGAACAAACUUGGCGAGAGGCAUCCCUCUACGCUAGCUAGUAUGGCGAACCUGGCGUCAACGUACAGGUAUCAGGGGCGGUGGAAGGAGGCCGAGAAGUUGGAAGUGCAAGUGAUGGAGGAGAGUACAAAUGAACUUGGUGAGAGGCAUCCCUACACGCUGGCUAGUAUGGCGAACGUGGCUUCGACGUACUGGAAUCAGGGGCGGUGGAAGGAGGCUGAGCAGCUAUUUGUACAAGUGAUGGAGGCGACUACGAAGGAGCUCGGCGAGAGGCAUCCUGACACGCUGACCUGCAUGGCGAACCUGGCGUCGACAUACAGGAAUCAGGGGCGGUGGAAGGAGGCCGAGCAGCUUGAAUUGCAAGUGAUGGAGGCGAGUACGAAGGAGCUCGGCGAGAGACAUCCUGAUACGCUGGCCAGUAUGGCGAACCUGGCGUCAACGUACUGGAAUCAGGGGAGGUGGCACGAGGCCGAGCAGCUUGAUAUGCAAGUGAUGGAGGCGAGAAAGAAGGAGCUUGGCGAAAGACAUCCAUCUACGCUAACCAGCAUGGCAAACCUAGCAUCAACGUACAUGAAUCAGGGGAGGUGGCAGGAAGCCGAACAGCUAUUUGUGCAAGUGAUAGAGGCGAGAAAGAAGGGGAUUGGCGAGAGGCAUCCCGACACUCUGGCUAGUAUGGCGAACCUGGCGUCGACGUACAGGAAUCAGGGGCGGUGGAAGGAGGCUGAGCAACUGGAAGUGCAAGUCGUGGAGGCGAGUGCAAAAGAGCUCGGCGAGGGGCAUCCGAACACCCUGACUAGUAUGGCGAACCUGGCGUCAACGUACAGGAAUCAGGGGCGGUGGAAGGAGGCCGAGCAGCUGUUUGUGCAAGUGAUAGAGGCGAGUGCGAAGGAGCUCGGUGAGAGGCAUCCUAACACGCUGACCAGCAUGGCGAACCUGGCGUUAACGUACAGGAAUCAAGGGAGGUGGAAGGAGGCCGAGCAAGUGUUUUUGCAAGUGAUAGAGACAAGAAAGAAGGAGAUUGGAAGGAUGCAUCCCGACACGCUAACCAGCAUGGCGAACCUGGCGUCGACGUACAGGGAUCAGGGGCGGUGGAAGGAGGCCGAGCAACUGGAGGUUCAAGUAAUAGAGGCGAGAAAGAACACGCUUGGCGAGAUGCAUCAUGAUACGCUGGACAGCAUGGCGAAUCUGGCGUCAACGUACUGGAAUCAGGGGAGGUGGAAGGAGGCUGAGCAGUUGGAUGUGCAAGUGAUGGAGGCGAGAAAGAAAGAGCUUGGCGAAAGGCAUCCCUCUACGCUAACCAGCAUCGCAAACCUGGCGUCAACGUAUAGAAAUCAAGGGCAGUGGAAGGAGGCCGAGCAGCUAGAAGUCCAAGUGAUAAAGGCGAGUGCAAAGGAACUCGGGGAGAGGCACCCUGACACGCUGACCAGUAUGGCGAAUCUGGCAUCAACGUACAGGAAUCAGGGGCGGUGGAAGGAAGCCGAGCAAUUGGAGAUGAAUGUAAUGGAGGCGAGUGUGAAGGAGCUCGGCGAGAGGCACCCUGGCACGCUGACUAGUAUGGCGAGCCUGGCGUCGACGUACAGGAAUCAGGGGCGGUGGAAGGAGGCCGAACAGCUGGAAGUGCAUGUGAUGGAGGAGAGUGCGAAGGAACUCGGCGAGAGGCAUCCCUCUACGCUGACCAGCAUGGCGAACCUGGCGUCGACGUACUGGAAUCAGGGGCGGUGGAAGGAGGCCGAGCAGCUAGACGUGAAAGUGAUGGAGACGUGUACGAAGGAGCUCAGCGAGAAGCAUCCUGACACGCUGACUAUAGCGAACCUGGCGUCAAUGUACAGAAAUCAAGGGCGGUGGAAGGAGGCAGAGCGGCUGGAAUUACAAGUGAUGGAAGAGAAUGCAAAGGACCUUGGUGAGAGGCAUCCCUACACGCUAACCAGCAUGGCGAACCUGGCGUCGACGUACAGGAAUCAAGGGCGGUGGAAGGAGGCCGAGCAGCUGUUUGUGCAAGUGAUAGAGGCGAGUGGGAAGGAACUCGGCGAGAGGCAUCCCGACACGCUGACCAGCAUGGCGAACCUGGCGUCGAUGUACAGGAAUCAGGCGCGAUGGAAAGAGGCCGAGCGGCUGGAAGUGCAAGUGAUUGAGGCAAGAAAGAAGGACCUCGGCGAGAGGCACACCUCUACGCUAACAAGCAUGGGGAACCUAGCGUCAACAUACAGGAAUCAGGGGCGGUGGAAGGAGGCCGAGCAACUGUUUGUGCAAGUGGCGGAGACGAGUGCGAAGGAACUCGGCGAAAGGCACCCCUCUACGCUGACCAGCUUGGCGAAUCUGGCGUUGACGUACAGGAAUCAGAGGCGGUGGAAGGAAGCUGAGCAGCUGGAAAUGCAAGUUAUGGAGGCAAGAGAGAAGGUACUUGGCGAAAGGCACCCCUCUACGCUGACCAGCAUGGGGAACCUAGCUUCAACGUACUGUAAUCAGGGGCGGUGGGAGGAAGCCGAGCAGCUAUUUGUGCAAGUGAUGGAGGCGAGAAAGAAGGACCUCGGCGAGAGGCAUCCCUCCACGCUGACCAGCAUGGCGAACCUAGCGUCGAUGUACUGGAAUGAUAGGCGAUGGAAGGAGGCUGAGCAGCUGUUUGUGCAAGUAGUAGAGACGAGUGCGAAAGAGCUCGGCGAGAGGCAUCCCUCUACACUGACCAGCAUGGCGAACUUGGCGUCGACGUACUGGAAUCAAGGACGGUUGAAGGAGGCCGAGCAGCUGUUUGUGCAAGUAAUUAAGGCGAGUGCAAAGGAGCUCGGCGAGCGGCAUCCCGAUACGCUACACAGCAUGGCGAACCUAGCAUUCACUUGGAAAUCUCAAGGUCGCGACAUUAAUGCUACCAGGCUCAUGGAGGACUGUUGUAGGCUGCAGAGAGAGGUUCUCGGUUCUAUGCAUCCUAAUACUCUCUCAUCAAUCGAGACUUUACAGGAGUGGAGACAGGAGAAGGAAUCCGCGGUACUAGGAACAUGCCGUUUUAGAUCCUAUCUAUGAAUGUACUUUGGAGGCUCAGGCAGUCAGUGCGGUGUUUUGCAUGGAACGGUGGCGGAGGUUCCCAGAGGUAAAAUCAAGAGACGCUCUUUGCGAGCUGUCAUUUGACAACUGGCCUACUCUAGCUAAACCAUUAUGAG